AUGACGCUGUGUGAGAAAAUAUGUCUCGUGUGUUUAAUGGUCUUCGGAUUGUUCUUCAUCCUGCUCAGUAUUGUAGCUCUCACCCUUAUCGGAGGACUUGUGGAUAAGACCAUGCUUUCGAGGGAUCGUUUGGGCUAUGAGGACUUGAACGGUACCAGACGUCUGAACCCGAUGACGGAAAAAUGGGUACAUCCGGAAUAUCAUAUGCAAGUACAAAUCUGGAUGUUCAAUUUGACGAAUCACGCGGAAGUUCUUCGUGGAGCAAAACCAAGGGUGCAAGAGAUAGGACCGUUUACAUUCCUAGAACGUCAGUAUAAGUCACCUUAUCAGUUCGAUAAAAACGACACAAGGGUUUUCUAUCGAAACAACCAUGUUUAUACCUUCAAUGAAUCACUAUCAUGUGCCAGUUGCUCUCUCGAUAAACAUGUUAUAAUUCCAAAUGUUAUAUUCCAGAAACUGGUGGACUUCGCACAACAUGGAUUCGCUGCAAAGUUUGCCAUAGAAGCUGUCCUGACGGUUUAUAAGAGGGAGUCCCCUUUCAUUGAAGUUAGUGUGAAAGAAGCAUUGUACGAUGGUUACAAAGAUCCAUUGCUCGCUGCAGUUUGCGAUAAAACUCCCUUCUUGAAAGCGCUAUGUGUAGGUGCUAAGAUUCCGGAUCGCAUUGGAUUUUUCUAUGGGCAAAACAACACGGAUGAUGGUUUAUACGAAGUUGACACGGGUCGCAAUGAUGUUUACAAUAUUGGAAAGGUAUACACGUUUAACAAUAUGUCUGUAAUGCCGGAAUCUGUGUGGGAUUCCGCUGAUGCGCGAGAAAUCAGAGGAACGGAUGGACAGCUCUUUCCACCAAUGCUUGAGGAGGGACGGGAACUUGAUAUAUUCGCAGGUCCCAUGUGCAGGUCGAUCACGAUGGACUUUUUGAGGCGAUCUGAUUUUCAAGAUGUUACCGCGUUCCGCUACGGGUUACCUUCAAAAAUGUUCGAUCCAAAGAUUCCUCGGAACCGUGGAUUCUGCAACAGGAAUGGCACUCCUACCUUUUUCAAUGCAUCUAUUCAAAUUCCUGGAUGCUUACCCAAAGGUUUACUCGAUAUCGGAAGAUGCCUUCCUGGUACACCGCGAAUCUACAUUUCAAACCCUCACUUUUCGGUCUAUCAUCCAUCAAGCAUAAAAGCGCAAAGGAGAGAAAGAUCAAACAUAUGUGGAUAUAGAACCAUUAAGUGGUGUGCCAAUACAUGCGCAGAGAGUCACACAAAUCAAUGUUGGAAUGGUAAAAGGAAACCUCAAUGUCUUGGCCGACAUGUAUAA
Messenger RNA from Cooperia oncophora, 1302 nucleotides. The record is from the annotation of a GenBank genome assembly. NCBI's taxonomy places the organism in Eukaryota, Metazoa, Nematoda, Chromadorea, Rhabditida, Trichostrongylidae.